GAAAACACGUGGCACAAGACCUGCUGUACCGACUGCAGACGCAGUACGGGGUCCCUGGGCACGAGCCCCUCACGACGAUGCUGGAUUUUGCGCAGUUCAAGUUCCAGUGCUGCGGGAUGGACGGCCCGGGGGACUGGGAGGGAUCCGCCUGGAAGAAGGAGGGACUGGGGGGAUCGGGGAUGCAGGUGCCUUACACCUGCUGCGCCCACGACCCCACCCCCAUGGGAUACCUCAACCCCAUGCCCAAGAACGUCACCUUCUGCCAGAGCACGGACGCGGCCAAGUACUCGGUGUCCAGGUACCUCCAGGGUUGCUUGAUGAGGCUGGAGCGAUGGUUCCACGAGCACAGCUCAAUUUUCAUCGGGAUCGGGAUCGGCGUCGCCUUGGUCGAGGUGGUCGGGCUCUUCAUCGCCAUCUGUCUCUGUCGCACCAUCGUGGAGUGACGGCUAAAAGAAUUUUUUUUUUAAUCCGCUCAAUGCGGUACAACGACUUCUCUUCCUCUCUUAAGAUUUUUUUUUUAUUUCUUACGCCUUCGCGCCUCGGGAUGACUCAGUCGCCCCGAGUGGGCGACAAGAACCGGGAAAAAAAAAGUGGAAUGACGUCACUUGUUAUUAUUCACAGUGAAUAAACGGACAGGAAGAAAAAGUAAUCAUCCUCAA
This is a messenger RNA of Darwinula stevensoni, 659 nucleotides long. NCBI's taxonomy places the organism in Eukaryota, Metazoa, Arthropoda, Ostracoda, Podocopida, Darwinulidae. The record is from the annotation of a GenBank genome assembly.